Messenger RNA from Lacerta agilis (Sand lizard), 5224 nucleotides. RefSeq names its product erythrocyte membrane protein band 4.1 like 5 (gene EPB41L5). The record is from RefSeq and is a predicted model, not a curated record. The transcript has 26 exons. Gene Ontology annotation, cellular component: cytoskeleton. Gene Ontology annotation, molecular function: cytoskeletal protein binding. NCBI's taxonomy places the organism in Eukaryota, Metazoa, Chordata, Lepidosauria, Squamata, Lacertidae. Bases 158 to 2467 code for a protein of 769 amino acids.
GGAGGAGGAGGAGGAAAGAGGCGGCUCCUUGGCCUUACUCAGCGGCCAUUUGCCUCCGCCCCUCGUCGCUCAGCCGGGAGUCCCUUCCCUUCGGAGGCGACGCUCCGGUCGGGAAAAAGCGCAGCUGGGCGAGGAGAAGAAGAGGGAGGCCGUAACGAUGCUGAGUUUCUUUCGACGAACGCUUGGGCGCAGGUCUAUGCGCAAACAUGCUGAGAAGGAACGGCUAAGAGAGGCCCAGCGAGCUGCAACUCACAUCCCUGCUGCUGGAGAUGAGAAAUCCAUAAUUACAUGCCGUGUCUCUUUGCUGGAUGGAACUGAUGUCAGUGUGGACUUGCCGAAAAAAGCCAAAGGACAGCAGCUGUUUGAGCAGAUCAUGUACCAUCUGGACCUCAUUGAAAAUGACUAUUUUGGAUUACGAUUCAUGGAUUCCGCACAAGUAGCACACUGGUUGGACAACACAAAGAGUAUUAAGAAACAAGUUAAAAUUGGUCCACCAUACUGUCUACAUCUUCGUGUAAAGUUUUACUCUUCUGAGCCAAACAACCUACGUGAAGAGCUCACCAGGUAUUUAUUUGUUCUUCAGCUAAAACAGGACAUUUUGAGUGGCAAGUUGGAAUGUCCAUUUGAAACAGCUGUGCAGUUGUCAGCUUACAUGUUACAAGCUGAACUUGGUGACUAUGACCCUGCUGAACACAUCCCUGAUAUAGUUUCAGAGUUCAGGUUUGUGCCUGAGCAAACUGAAGACAUGGAACUCGCCAUUUUUGAGAAGUGGAAGGAAUACAGGGGGCAAACACCAGCUCAGGCAGAAACAAAUUAUUUGAACAAAGCAAAAUGGCUGGAAAUGUAUGGAGUAGACAUGCAUAUAGUCAAGGCAAGAGAUGGAAAUGAUUAUAGCCUCGGACUAACCCCCACAGGAGUUCUUGUGUUUGAAGGAGAAACUAAGAUUGGAUUGUUCUUCUGGCCAAAGAUCACUAGGUUGGACUUCAGAAAGAAUAAAUUAACACUAGUGGUGGUUGAAGAUGAUGAACAGGGCAAGGAGCAGGAGCACACAUUUGUCUUUAGGCUGGAUCACCCAAAGGCCUGCAAACAUUUGUGGAAAUGUGCAGUCGAGCAUCAUGCCUUCUUCCGCCUCCGUGGACCCGUCCAAAAAGGUUCCAGUCGGUCAAGCUUCAUUCGGCUGGGGUCAAGGUUCAGAUACAGUGGGAAAACAGAGUACCAGACAACGAAGACCAACAAAGCCAGAAGAUCAGCAUCUUUUGAAAGAAGGCCUAGCAAGCGAUACUCAAGGAGAACGCUACAAAUGAGAGGAAACACUCAUAAAUCUGAAGAAACUAGCCUUCCAAAUAACGUUUUCAGCCAAAAUAAUGGAUCACAGCAGAACUGGAGUGCAAUGCCCGCCCUACCCUCUGUUACAUCAGUUCCUUCUGGGCCAGUCUUAGUUGAAAUAGAAAAUCUCCCACGGAGUCCCGGGACCAGCCAGCAAGACAAGAAAUGUAUGCCCCUGAUUGUUGAUUUACUGGAUAACAAGGAAUUGUUGGAAACUUGUAUUGACAAUACUACUGAUUUUCCUCCUGCCGGAGGGUCAGCUGAAGCUUUGGAAGAAACGGGUCUUGGCUUCACUGCUCUUGGCACAAAAGAACAACCCUCUGACAAGGCGGACCCUGUUGGUGAGGAUGCAACAUUGAAACUCAAGCGGCUGGAAGCAGAACUCAACCCUUUGCUGGUUUCCCAGUCCAACAUAAACAUCAACAAACAGCAGGAGGUGGUGAAGCUGACGGAGAAAUGUCUCAACAAUGCCAUUGAGAGCCCAGCGAGUGCCUCUGUACGGCUGCUUCCAGACAUCAAGAGCAACAUUCUGAAGGCCCAGGCCGAGGCAGUGAACAAGGUCAUGAGGGAGGACAGCAUGUCUGGCAAUAAGAACACCAACCUUCAAGAUGCUGCUGGCAGGAGCAUUCUUCUGUCUGGAAAAGUUCAGAACAGCCCUCUGAGAGCCCAGAGCCCCGUGUUCCAGGAGCCGAGAGAGAGGCUGAAAGCGAUUCCUAUCUCCAAUGCCUUCAUUCCGAAUGAAUUAAAUGAGGAUAAUGCUGCCUCUAGCCCUGAGGAUUCUUUGAGUCCUCCUAAUCUGGCUCCUACAGAGGAGGCUGCUAUUGUAAAGAACUCUCCAGAGGACUUAGAGAUUUUGUUAACAUCACAGGCAGAGAAUCUAAUUGACUUUACAGAAGCCAUGCCUCGGGUGUCUUCACCGCCAGCAGUUUUGCCCAGGUGGUUGGUGCCAAGUGGACUGGUUUCCAAUGGACCUUUAGGGAAUGAUGUUGCCUUAGCUCUUAAGGCAGUGAAAGGCAGCACUGAGGCACUGACCAUCUCUGCUGGCUCCCCACCUCUACUUUACUCACCUGAAAUCAUGCCCAGUCCUGCUGCAGAAGAUGUUACAACAAGGCCGAAAUGUUUACUUACCACUGAACUCUGAGCUUUGACAAAGUCUCAUCUUCCUAGCAUCUGCAACGUGCUCCUGGAAUGGACUUAACCUGGAAUUGACCCAUGCUCAGACCAUGGUUAAAACAAAAUGCCUGGCAGUUUUACUGUGGAUUCAUGCAACUGGAAAUCUAGUAUGAAGAGCUGCUGGGAAGCCUGAGCACCUUUUGUAAAGUACACUGGAACACAUUCUGACACGUAAUGAAACCUGCAAGGUUUCCAUCCAUAGCAAUGCUUUUGUCUAUAAAGCUCCUUGCUGCUCUAGGGGUGUAAAUAAAGUCAUCACUGUGAUGAAUGAAUUAGUAAUGGAGAGGAUAGGAACUUCUAUCGCCACCUGCUGGUUGUUGCUAUAAAAAGCAUGUAGUGCUAAUGGUGUUUUUUUAUAGAGCAAGCUCUUCUUUCUUUCUUAACAUCUCCUUUGAUUCCUCUUUUGUACUGAUAUCUGUCAAAUGUUCUUGGCCUUAAUCCACUUUCUAGACUUUGCACUUUUGCUCACCGUGUAUGAAAGAAACUGAAUAUGCAGCACCUUGAUAGGUUACCCAACUGGCAGGUUCUGCUCUCUCUAGUCAAAGAGGCAAAGCAAUUUUCUACCAAACACUUUUAGGCUACCAUAGUGUGUGAGUGUAACUGUUCCACAUUUUGUCCCAUUCUCUAUAAGAUGUGUCUAAAAUACUGCUAGUGCGUAAACCUCUGCUGCAGAAGAGCUUCAGAAUGGAAAGGCGUGUUCCCUUGCACCUUUUCACUGGCUUCUGUUUGGAAAGUUCCUUCCAACAAAACUGAAAAUUGUUUUAAGGUAUGUUCUAUGAACUUGUCAAUAGCUGGUUUCUGUACUGUAAGUACAGAAUAAUUAGAAUUACUGCCUUUUUUCUAUGUUCCACUACAAUAUUUUUUUCUUCGAAUGAGGUUGCAAUUGGCAGGUUUUACAUCUUGAUUUCCUAGUCUUGUUCAGACACAUUCCAGUAGUUCACCUAUCUUCUUCAAAUUAGACCAGUGACUGGACAUUUAGUGAAAGAGUCUCCCUCAGUAUAUUGAAGUGCUAAUAGUUUUGGACCAGUGGGGAAAUCUUUUUCUACUACAAACUCAGGGAAAUUGCUGUUCAUUGGUGGAACUACGUGAAUCCUAAGUUUAACUCAUGCUUAGCAUUGUUUUGUUUGUGGACCAAUUUCUCCAUGGGCAUUGAGAGCCAACAAUAAAACUUGGUAGGACACAGCUAUUGGUUAAGACACGAUUCUAUUGUUCAUGUUCAAAAAAUAACUUUAUUCUUUUGGUUUUCAAAAAAGACAGAAAAAAAUGUAGAAAUGUGAUCAUCUUUAUCUUUCCAAAAUGGCUCUCAACUCGCUGCCCAGUUGGAAGGGUAGGUUAAAAGAAUUGGAGCAAGUUCUCUUAAACUUGAUUUAUUUAGCGUUGUAUCUGUUUCAAGAAGCCAUUUUAUGGUGCAAGAAACCUUCCUUGUUUUGGGGAUGGGUUGACAUAGGCUAAUGAACCAAUUCACUAUGAACAGCUUGAUCACCCUUCCCUUUCCCCAUUCCUUACAUGGUAAUUGCUGCUUUUGAAAUAAGAGCAGUUGCAAUGCUUUUUAUAUGUAGCAUUGUGAGGAGCAAGUUUCAUUUUUUAAAGUAGGCUCUGAACACUUCACCUUUACCAGUAGCUGAACUCCUAUGUGCAAGAUGCAUCAGAUUAGCAUUUGCCUUUGAGAUAUCCCUCAUUAACUAUCAGCAAACUAGAGAGGAGGCUGCCUAAACCAUUUCAAACAAUCUGGAGGUAGAAUCCAAAUCACCUCAUGAGUUUUAUCAGUAAUUUUAACAGAAGAGUGUAUUUUAGAUGCUACAGUAAUUAUUUUUAAUAUACCCCCGAUUACAAGAGAGUGGAAGUAGAAGAAAGGUUAAUCAACGGUUUGCUAUCUAGAAUGUUAGUGAAACUUCCUUGAAUUUCCUAGAUUUCAGGUAUAGCUAGUUUCUAAAAUGUUGCAUGUUAGGGUUGUUAGAGAAUGACUAAACAAAAAGAAUAAUAAUGUGUUACUCCGUGUGAUUUAGAGUCCUAUGCAAGCCAAGCCAAAAACAAAGGAAAAAUGGACAGAUGCUCAGAUGUAAUAAAUUGUUCCCAUUUCCACUAUUGUAAAAUUCUGAAUUACUAGGAAGUCUUAGACUACAAUAUUGCUGACCACUAUAGCUAUCAAAUGUAUUUAAAAAUAUAUAUAGCCAAAAUUGAUUAUUCAUUUGACUGAUGGAGGAAUAGUGUGCAAGACACAGAUCUCAUGAUCUAUAUUUAUAUUUUAUUUAAUGGUGGAACCUACAUGACUAGCAAAGUAGACAGUCUCUUUCCUAGAAACAAAUGCCUAUUCCUGUUCACAGUGAGAAACUGGGUGUGGUAUAUUGCCCUUGUUAUUGCCAUGCAGUUCAUGUUGAGAUGUCAUCAGUAUUGAAUGGUUGCGUUGUACAAAAGAAAUAAUGCUUAUUGUGUCGUGCAAACACUGUCAUAUGAAAGGUGCAGUUAUCACAGACGGAACUCAGUCUUUCAUAAAUGCAAUAUGUGUCGGUGGAGGUGUAAGGUUGCUCACCUGAGCAUUUGGCUGUAAGACACUGACUUUAGGGGUUAAUUAAGGUUGACUGCAUAUUUGCAGAUUACAGUUACCUGAUGUUAGAAGGAUUGUACUGGUUGAGAGCAACCACCAUAUUGAGAAAUGCUUGGAAAGUAGCUUUUGUUCUGCCUAUUGCAGGGGUGUGGAACCUGGUGCCCUUUAGAUGUUGCUGGA